Alnus glutinosa is the source of this 1286-nucleotide messenger RNA. RefSeq lists its product as uncharacterized. The transcript has 6 exons. The record is from RefSeq and is a predicted model, not a curated record. Lineage: Eukaryota; Viridiplantae; Streptophyta; Magnoliopsida; Fagales; Betulaceae. The coding region runs from base 318 to 1076 and encodes 252 amino acids.
GGAGCCAAAAGCGACCCUUCCGCCAACCACCACCAUAUACAGUCCAUAGAAAUGUCAGGGUCAAUCGACUCAAUACUGGACUUGAUAUUUCCUGCCCCUGCCCCUGCCCCUGCUCCUGCCCCUGCCCCUCUCUCUAAGUAACGGCAGCUCUCAAUUGAGCUCAACUGCCAUGCAUUUAAGUCCCACGCGUCUCUCGCUUUAACAUUCGUCGUCUCUCUCUCUAACUCUAAUCAGGACAUAAAUCAGAGAGAGAGAGAGAGAGAGAGAGAGCUGUUUGUGUUGGUUGUGAGAGUGUUUGGUAUAGGUAAUCUUAGAGAAUGGAGGAGGAGUGGAAAGACGGUGUGGGAGCAAAUGAGGCAGAAGAUAGUUUCUCAAUGGAAAGCAAUGAGAUCGAGCAAAGCAAAGUGAGUAUCAUGAGAGCUCUCGUCGAAGUAGAAGACCCCUCUGCCAAGGAAGAGGACGAUUUGAUGAUCCGCAGAUUUCUGCGGGCUCGUGAUCUGGAUAUCGAGAAGGCUUCUAACCUAUUCCUGAAGUACCUGAGCUGGAGGCGGACAUUUGUUCCUAAUGGCUCCAUAUCCACAUCAGAGAUUUCAAAUGAACUAGCCCAUAACAAGUUGUUUAUGCAAGGCGUGGAUAAGAAGGGACGCCCAAUAGUGGUUUGCUUUGGUGGCAGGCAUAAGCAGAACAAUCUAGAGGAGUUCAAGCGUUUUGUAGUCUAUAGUCUAGACAAAAUAUGUUCCAGAAUGCCAAGAGGACAGGAAAAGUUUCUGUGCAUUGGAGAUCUUAAAGGAUGGGGAUACUCUAGCAGUGACGUUCGAGGAUACCUAGCAGCUCUCUCGAUCUUGCAGGAUUGCUACCCAGAGAGGCUAGGCAAGUUACUUAUAGUCCAUGUGCCUUACAUAUUCAUGACUGCGUGGAAGAUGGUUUACCCAUUCAUUGACAGCAAAACUAAAAAGAAGAUCAUUUUCGUUGAGAACAAAAAGCUGAGAUCCACUUUGUUGAGUGACAUUGAGGAGAGCCAGCUGCCAGAUACCUAUGGAGGCCAACUACCAUUGGUCCCCAUCCAAGGCGCCUAAUUUAUUUCUCUUCCUUUGGCAUGUGGAGUUUCCCAUUCUUCUCCACUAUUUUUAGGCUUAGCUGGAUUAUUAAAUAUAACAUAGACAAGGCAAAUCUGCACUUUUUUUGCAAAAUUUCUACUCCCCCAUCACACUAAUAGUUGAGAUUAUACAUGUACACCGUUCGCUUGUUCUCUGCGACUGUAAUAAAAAGAAGGAUCUCUCUCUCUC